This is a messenger RNA of Nilaparvata lugens (brown planthopper), 9117 nucleotides long. RefSeq names its product adenylate cyclase type 6. Gene Ontology annotation, molecular function: adenylate cyclase activity. The record is from RefSeq and is a predicted model, not a curated record. Gene Ontology annotation, biological process: adenylate cyclase-inhibiting G protein-coupled receptor signaling pathway; cAMP biosynthetic process; adenylate cyclase-activating G protein-coupled receptor signaling pathway. Gene Ontology annotation, cellular component: plasma membrane. Lineage: Eukaryota; Metazoa; Arthropoda; Insecta; Hemiptera; Delphacidae.
AAGGUGUGUCGUCGCGUCGCUCUCCGACAGACGUCGACAAAGUGCGACAUCGAUACAGUGAAACACAUCUACCGUUCCGCGCACCAGGUUACAUCUCAAAACGCUCACCCAUACUGUUCCGAGUCAGCUUGUAAGUGGCUGAAUUCCGAACAGAGACCGGUCAUCUCCGAAGACGGUCACCCAAACGCAUCGAGGCCAGUUCCACGUCGCUUAACUUCAACCCAAAAUAAUCAUUGAAACGUUUCUUCAUAAGUUCCUUUGUUGUUUUACUGUUCGUAAAUUGUCUGAAAUCGUAAUUUUGUUAACUUAAGACAUAAUCAUCUUAAGAGAGUGAAUCCUCUGAAAUCGUAACUUUGAUCAUUUUGACGCUGUGAAUCCUGUUUCAAACUUCGCCCAACCCUGAGAGAUUGUACAUUUGUAAGAUUCAUUGAUUGGUUGAUGGAUUCAAUCAUUCCCCUCUUCAUUAUUUACGAUUGUCUUUAAUAUGUCAUGCAAGAACCAUUGCACACGAAUCAGUAGUUCAGAUUCCAUAACGAAACUACUUGUAUAAAUACGAUCAAAACAUAUUCCAGCUAAAAUACUUUACGCCCGAAUCCUCUACAAAACGGUAACAAAACUUGUACUAUACAUAACGAUUUGCUGCUAGUUCUCUCGCCGCUAGACUCACAAUAAAAUUGUUGCAAAAAGGUGAAGAAACUCGGAGUGUUAACAUUUUCAUGAAAACGGUCACCUCAAGUCUUCAAACCAGUGCCAACGUCGUUUAACGCUGAACAGUUUGCAUAAAAUUGAGGAAACAUUUCUUUGAUUGGGGAUACUUUCCGUGAUACUUGACUUUCCACAUUGUAAGCUUAUUUCUCUCAAUUUUACUGAGAAUUUUAAUCUUAAAACACAGACAUUGACUAGCCAUCAACUUGAAAAUGGACGGGUAUCUUCUCUAAGCUUGUUCAAUACGAGAAUGAUCUCCAUCAUCUAGAUACAAGCUUCAUCAAGAUGGCAACAAGCUUUGGAGGUCCCGCUAGAAGAGACUGGAAAAAGAGACUCAGCCUGAGAGUUGCCCGGAGGCCGACUUUCGAUGAGUCAGGACCGGGCAGCCUAUGGUGGUCGAGACGUUGUGCCAGCCUGAAGCAGAGAGGCGGCGCCGGGGGCGGCGAGUUCACAGGUGCGUCUAGCGGCGCCAGCUCCGGGGGCGGUUCAGCCGGAGGCGGCGAGGCAGGACGAUGCACGCCAACAAGCGCUCUGCUGUCUCAGUGUGAAUCGGGCCAGGCCACACCCCCCUCCCGACCCUCGCCGCAUCCACCGCCCCCGCAGCGAAAGUCCAACUGGGAGGUCAUCGAGCACAACGGAGGAUAUCUCAGGAGGCAGUCGCUCAUGAGUCGAGGAGACAGCAUCCGGGAAGAGGUGGAGGGAGAAGCGGCAAGCUGCGUGAGUGGAGGGGGAAGACACGAGUCGCUGCUUCAACUGAGGAGGGGCUCCUCCUACCCAGAGACAGUGCUCGUGCCGAGGGAGAUCAGCUGUGCAGCGGAGGAGUACUCCUGUUGGAGGAGGCUGCUUGCCAAGCUCAGCUCCGCCCAUGCCUUCUCCAAUCUGCAGGUGGAAAUGCUGUACCAGCGUUACUUUCUGCGUACUAACCAAAGUCACCUGACACACCUGUUAGGUCUCCUGGCAGCGCUUGCUUCGCUUCUGGGGGGUUGGCAGCUGGUGGGGGGGCUGUCACCCCCUUCACAGUCACCUGCCUCCCUUCUCGCGAACGCCCCCCUCCUAGCCGCAAUCGCAUGUCUCAUCACAUAUUCCGGUCUGGUAGCUGUACUAAUGCGACCAGCGUUGAACGAGAUCUACCUCUUGGCAGCAAGCUAUGUAGUGGUGGGCACAUUCGCCUCCCUGCAAUUAGCCCUGGCCGUGGGUCGAAUGGGUCCUCCCCUCUGGACAGCUGUCUUCUUCGUCUACAUCACCUAUGCGCUGUUGCCAGUUCGCCUCAGGGAAGCGCUGCUCGCCGGAGUGCUAUUGGCAACACUACAGCUGGCUUGCACGGCGCAUCUACAUGACUGGAAUGAGAUAGCGUCAGUGGGCCUGAUUCUAGCGAGCACAAAUCUGGCUGGAGCAAUGACUCACUAUCCCAGUGAACAGUCCAAGCGCCAGGCAUUCCUUGAGACAAGGCAGUGCAUUGAAGCCAGGCUCACCAGGCAGCGCGAAAACCAAAAACAGGAGCGACUUCUGCUGUCAGUGUUGCCACGUCACGUUGCCAUGGAGAUGAAGGCUGACAUUGCAGGGAAGCCGCAGGACUCCAUGUUCCACAAGAUCUACAUUCAGAAGCACGAGAAUGUCAGGUUGGUAUUACUGUACCCCGAAUGCAUCUCACACUUCUCACUAUUCAUUUCACUGCAUUCAUUCAGGCAUUCUAUUGAAAUAUUGAUGAAUUUAUUUUAAAAUAUUUCUACUUGUGUUAGGUUUGACAGACUAGCGCAGGAGCACUACUGUUUGAGGAUCAAACUGCUGGGAGACUGCUACUACUGCGUGUCAGGCUUGCCUGAGCCGAGACCCGAUCAUGCGCACUGCUGUGUCGAAAUGGGCCUUGACAUGAUUGAUGCCAUUGCGUUGGUUCGCGAAGUGAUGGGUGUGAACGUGAAUAUGCGUGUGGGGAUCCACACAGGGCGUGUACACUGUGGCGUGUUGGGCCUGCGGAAAUGGCAGUUCGAUGUCUGGUCCAAUGACGUCACACUUGCUAAUUACAUGGAGAGCGGAGGCAUACCUGGCCGCGUUCAUAUAACAAAAGAAACACUGAAAUGUCUGGAUGGAGCAUACGAUGUUGAGCCAGGCAGAGGCGGAGAAAGAAAUUCCUAUUUGAGAGAUCACAACAUCGAAACUUUUCUUAUUGUUCCUGGAAACACUAGUCAAACCUCGUUGAAAAAGCCCUCAGGUUACUCGAUGAAUGGAAGUGUGGCGAAAGAACUGAGAGUCAUGGGCCAUACGGGGCAGGCUAAACAUCAUAAGCUGAAAUUCGGCGAAAGUGUGGAGCUGAAAGACCCCGAGGAUGAAGUGAACGAUUAUCUGAUGAAAGCGAUUGAUGCUCGAAGCAUCGACCAUUUGAGAGCCGAACACUGUCAGACAUUCAUGCUCAGGUUUAGAGAUCCAAAGAUUGAAGAGAAGUACACGACAGAAAGAGACAGAAUGUUGUCCAUAUACUUCGUAUGCUCUCUCCUUUUAUACCUCACAGUUAUUGCUGUUCAGCUCAUUAUAUUUCCACACUCGUUAAUGAUGUACAUAUUUUUUGUCGGAGGAUGGACAGUUGUAAUGUCAGUCAACAUUCUGAUACUAGCCGAAAAUAGUAAGAGACGUUGGCUGAAUUGUUUGAAGAAUGUGUCACAAAGGCUGCACAGAAAUCGUACUAUAACUCAGUUCCUGGCCUCAACAGUAGUCAUAGCCACUUUCACUGUUGCAAUUGUUCCUAUGAUUGAUUCUGAAAAAUGGAUGCACAGAAACGAGACAGUUAUUGUAAGUCUUCAGAACUUGAGCUCCAGUAAUUCGACUGACGAUCUAGAUGAGCUCGAUGAUCAAGUCGAUGUCAUAUACAGAGAGGUGCCACAAACAUAUCUAUCUGACCAUUUAUUGAACUGCGUGCUGUUGGCAAUGCUGACGACUGCAGUUUUCCAGGUGCUGGCCAGUCCAGCCAAACUUUUUCUUCUUCUACUCAUUUCGGUGUCUUAUGUUGCUCUGUUCCUGCUAUCACCACUUGUCAGUUACAUGGAGACGUCAGCGAAAUGUUUAACAGUGGUCGUUUUGGUGGGCUUUGUCUCGGCAUUAGCAAUCCACAGCCAGCAGACUGAAGCCACUUACAGGCUUGAUUUCCUUUGGAAGCUGCAAGCCACAGAGGAGAAGGAAGACAUGGAACAUUUAGAAGCCUACAACCGAAAGCUGUUGGCCAAUAUUCUACCUGAGCAUGUGGCUGAGCACUUCUUGUCCAGCGAUAAGCAUGCCGACGAGUUAUACCACGAGCAGUGCGAAUUCGUGUGCAUUCUGUUCGCGUCGAUUCCGAACUUCAGCGAGUUCUACGUGGAGCUGGAGGCGAACAACGAGGGUGUCGAGUGUCUUAGGCUGCUCAACGAGAUAAUCGCUGACUUCGACGAAAUACUCGCCGAGCCGCAGUUCACCUGCAUCGAAAAGAUCAAGUCGACGGGCGCCACCUAUAUGGCCGCUUCAGGUCUGACGCGGACGACAUGUGACAUGCAGAGCAUGAAUCACGUGACAGCAAUGGCCGACUAUGCGCUCAGGAUAAAGGAGCAGCUCGCUUAUGUCAACGAGCACUCAUUCAACAAUUUUCGAGUCCGCAUAGGUAUAAACAUAGGUCCCGUGGUGGCUGGUGUAAUAGGGGCACGGAAGCCGCAGUACGACAUAUGGGGCAAUGCUGUUAACGUUGCUAGUCGAAUGGACUCAACUGGUAUUCUGGAUAGGAUACAGGUGACAGAAGAGGUAAAACAGGUGCUCGAGCAGAAAGGCUAUCCGCUCACCUGCAGAGGUCAAAUAGAGGUCAAAGGCAAGGGCACAAUGGUCACCUACUUCCUCAACGGCUAUGCUGAUAAGUCCAAUGCCAAAGAAAUAUUUUAAAUACACAAAAUUCCAGGAAACAGUGGAAUAAAUGCUCUUAUUAUAUUUUCCCAAAGGCUGUAUUCUGAUAAGUCAAAUUCCAAAGAAAUAAGAUCACAAAAAUAAAUAGAUAAACAAAUAAAUAAUGUAGAUUCACAUAAAAAAUCAAAUAACGUGUUCUCAAGGCAAGGGCACAAUGAUCCUCAACAAUGAUGUUAACAAGUCAAAUUCCAAAGAAGUUUUGUAAACUCACAAAUUAAUUUUCAUGGGUGAAAGGGACCAAAGGUCUCAUAUUCUCUCAAUAGCUAUGCUGACAAAUCAAUAAAUGCCAAAGAAAUAUUGUGAAUCCAUUAAAAAAUCAAAGAGAUUUAAACCAAAGUCAAAUACUGGACACAAGAGCGUCUUGUUAUAGUUGAGGAAAUCCAUUAUUCUUGGUGAGAUACGUUUAUACUUGUGAAAAAGUGUAUGAGAAAUUCUUAUAAUAUGGUAUACAAGAUGUAUGAGGGAUUUGUAUGAAGAACAAGAUAGCAGUAUGAUCUGACAAUACUUGAAUGCACAAUCUUAUACAGAUUGAAAAGGCUACCUGAGAGUAAACUUUUGGGAUAAUUAUCAAAAAUUUAAUCCAUUAUGAGAUAAUUGUUGGGAUCUCAGUGUAUCAUAAAACACUGAAAUUAAUCAAGAAAUUUUUUUAGCAUUAGGAAUAUGUUUGUUUCAGCUUCAAUGUGAUAUAUGUUUCAAAUCUGAAGUUCCAGUUACAAUUAAAAGUUAUAUGAUAUAUACCUUUUAGGUUGGUAUAUUAUAUUGUCCUGAAAAUGAUUGAUACUCAUAACAGAGAUAUGUACCGUAUUUGAAACGAAUUUACUGUGUAGUGCUAUUGAAGAAAUGUAUGUUAGAUACUGUAUGAUAUAUGUAAUCUAUACUAUAUAUUAAUGUAUUCUACUGUGAUCUGAUGUGUUUCCUACAUUUUAUUUUAUUAGGUUGGAUAUUUUUUCUCUUUUUCGAGGAAUUUAUAUAGAUCAUCAACCAAUUUAGAAAGUGGUUGACCUUACAGAUAGAGCUAUAUUCGCGCACAGAAAAGUUGAGCGGAGAGUUCUCGGUUCUCUUAUUGGAAGGGUGUUCGACUGUGGACUGCUCAGAUAACCAAUAGUUAUAUAUAGACUUUAAAAUAACUUCCUGGUGGUUCAGAACCCAUCUUAUCAGGUUCAAUCAUAGUCCAAGCACAAGUCUAGGGCUUAUGUGAGCAUCAUCCUCACUGAAACGAAAUACUGCAAAGAUUCAAAGCUUUCAACUAGACUUAUGAAUCAUGAUAUAAAAUAAAUAGUAUAACAUACAGGAAAAUCAUAUAAUGUUAAAUAAUAUUUAACAUUAUUACCUAUCCUCAUCUUCCUUGGAGUUAUGAAUCUAUUAUAUUUUUUUCUUUACAUUUCUUACUGGCUGUGAAACUGUGAACUAAGAUAGGAAUUGUGAAUGAGCUGAUUUAUUGUUUCACUGUAAUCUGGUUCACAAUAACUAAAACAGUGACAACUGUAAUAACAGUUGACUGUAAUAACUGUGACAACUGGUCUGCUGUGAACAGUAAAAAAUAUAUAUCAAACAGAAGUCUUCGUCUUGUAUGUUUAGGCUUCCAUAUCAUUAUUAUAGAUGUAGACUUCUACAAUAGAUUAAUUAAAAUAAAUAUUAAUUACAACUACAUUUUUUGUUAUAACGUUAAUUCAUUCUACCUAUGAUCGUUUAAACUGACUUGAUUUUGUAGAUUUACAAGCAUGAUAUAAUAUGCUUAUAUGAUUAUGAGUACCGUAGUUGUAGGCUAUUCUAUGCUUAUGAUUCAUCAUUAGACAAAAAUACAACUAUUCAAUAAGAGUAUGUCAGAAUCGAACAUCAAGUGACGACUUUAUUGGACAACUAUAGAUAAACGAUAAUUCUGUUAUGUGAGCGAAAUCCUGCUCCCGUAAACGCUCUCUUCCAUAAUAAACGUUUCUAAUCUUCAAUAAUUGGCUACAUGUAUGAAAUAUCGAUUGUAACAUUGGUAGAUACACUAUUCUGAUGUAAUUGUCCAUUUUUGCAUUAGAUUUUUAUUAUUCAAACCAGGAAAAUUAAUCAAAAUAAAAUAGGACCCCAUUUUUUGUUUGUAAAAAGCUUGUGGAAAACUAUAUAAAAUAUUGUAACUACACUGGAUGGUGCUGUAAAAUUACUUAUCAUAAUGAAAAUAGAUUAAUGGAUAAGUGAAUGAAGUAUAUGGUAUUUUUCUAUUCAGAAAUUAUUAAUUUCCAAGAGAUAUAUUGGAGAGUUCAUCAGUGUAGAAUGUAUCUUGGCGUAGGGUAUGUGAAAGUGUAGAAGCUACUCGAUCUUUUAGCUACUGUGUUUGUAAUGAAUUGUAAUUUUUAAGUAUUUUUCCAAUUAAUUUUAAAGUGACAAACAUGAAUUGAAACACAGUUUCUUCAUUUUCUUCACAGCUUCUCAAUUCUCUACAAAUUAGUUACUGUACUUAAUUUAUCAAAUUUUGGUUAGGAUGUCACAUGAAACUACAGGUUUAUUGAAAUUGGAAUGAAUGUAUGUUCAUAUUCACCGUUCGUAUUUUGUUAACCUUCCGGCAGUCGCGCCCUACUCAAUCACACGAGCAGUCGCGUGUUGUAUUUUUUACAACAUCCAAUUUUCCAAGUGUUACGUACUCUGUUUACAGUCAAAACUUAUUAAUUAAUUAAUUAUAUAAUUACUUUUUCCUACAGUUACCUUGAAAAGUGACAAUUCCUGCACUGAUUGCAGAACGCAAAGAUUCACUUUUCCGCUCUAGUGCGGGAAAAAUUUUUCUGCACUCCAGAUUUGCAACAUGGCAACACAAAAUAGUUGGUGGGUUAUAUGGAGGAUUAGUGCACGAAAACAAAAAUUGAGUUGGUAACAAUGACUGUGGUUAGAUUUAGAUAAGAAUCAUUUCAAUGGCUACCCUACAUUUAUGAUAAAAUAUCAAUAUAGGAAUCCAAAACAAGAAAUCAUAAUUGAAUAAUCAUCAUUUAUGAAUUCUCAUCAUUUAAUAAUAAAUAAUAGUUCUCUUCUAUUGAUAAUUAUUAUUUCAACUGCAAGCAAUGAGAAAAGUAGCAAAUAUACAUUAAAAAAAUUCGAAUUUUGAGGUUAAAUGAUUAUAUUUGUAUGAUUACCAUUCAUUUCAUAGCCCAAUAAGGUACAUCAACCAAAGUCAUCAAUUCUGUGUUAUUGGUUCGUAGACAGUCUUUCCCAAUCUUAUGCACAGUGCGACUUAUGCACUGUCACGACUAAAUGGCACCUAAAGACUGAACCAUUGCUCGGUUGAUACUGCAACUCAGUGGAGUGAUGGGGGGGAAAGUUUUGAAAUGCAUAGGUGACUCAUUCACUGACACCACCCCAUUCAAUAGUUUUGGGCAGCAAAAAAACUGACACUGUUGUACUUUUUACAAGAGCGCGACUGCCGGAAGGUUAAUAUUUUCUCAUGUUUUAAAAAAAUAGCGUCUUCCUCUUUACGGUUUUCCAAAAAAUACAGGGGUAAUUUGAUGAAUGUAGAAUGUGUGGUAUUAUAUACAUUAAUUGUAUUAGAAAGGCCUACUAAUACUUCUUGCACAGUAGGUAGGCUAUAAAUGUAAGUGUACAGUUGCAUCGAAUAUUUUUGUUUUACAAGAUUAAAUACUUUUACAAGAUUGAAUACUGUAUAAUAUUCAUAGCUUAAUAUCUUCAUAGUUUGUGAACUGUUUGGUAACGUUAUCAAAUAUAUCAUAUCCUGUGUAUGAAACCCACACAUCUAUAACAUUUAUUCUCAUAUUAUAGCUCACAAUAUAUGAUGAUAGAAACAUGCAGUUUCACAAAAAUAUUCAUAAGUUUCAAUUUGGAACAUGUACCGUAAGUAUACAUACUGUUCUAAAUGUGUAAUAUUUCUUGAAUACAUCAGAACAAUCCAACCAUCAAGAAUAAUUUCAAACACUAUCUAGAGGAAAUACACUUAUCAUUGUAUAUUCGUCUCUGUAAAUAGGUGUUUGUAACUUUUAUAAAAUACAAGACGUGUAUAUUGUACAUAUGUAGUGUGAGUUAAUCAGUGUAUAAAGAAUGUAAAUAAAUGAAGACUAUCAGCUUCUACGUAUCGGAGAAUAUUUUACAUACAGAGGCCCGGUUGCACAACAGUCGGUUAAAUUUUAACCGAGAUUAAUUUCACGAGAACCAAUCGGAGAAGGCUUUUUUGAAAAGACGGCUUCUCUGAUUGGUUCUCGUGGAAUUAAUCACGGUUAAAAUUAACCGGUUUUUGUGCAACCGGCUCAGAGUGAUACAAAACUACACAGUAAUCUCUUAGGUUAUUCUAUAGCUGAAAAUGAGAGAAAAGUUUCAUAUAUAAAUAGAGGAAUAAAAUUUGUUCCAGAGCUGUGUAAUACUUUAUAAUACGUACGUUAACAACGAUACUUUCAAAGAUAUCUUAAGAUACUAUUUUGCACAGAUGGAAAUAACUGAGAUAUUGCAAUUAUUCAAAUGCUAAUGAAUUAAUUAUUAUUAUUAAACGAAAAUCCAAAUUAGAUGCUGUAAUUC